UAGAGACUUGGGAAUGGGGAAAGACCUGAUAAGUGUAUGUAUACUCACACUUGUCUGCUGGAGACAGGGAACUCCUCAACGGCCACUCCAAACACAACUGCACAUCUUCAUUCCAUGCUGGGGUUUCUACACGAGUCAGUGAAAAAGGCUGUAUAUGGAAAGACAGAGAGAGAUAGAGAAAGAAAAGUGUUCGGCAAAUAUCUGAUAUGGAGGAGAAUGAGAAAAUGGUUGGUUGGGAAAACCUGAUGUCAUAAGUAGAAGAAAGAAAGUCACACAUCUGGGAUGGCAUGAGGCACAGGAGAAGCGUUUGACGUCAUACAGCGCUCAUCACAGCCAUGCGGAACUCAACACUGUUGACGAUACUGGCAGCUGUGCUGCUGUAUUUGGUGUUGGGGGCUCUGGUAUUCGGCUGGCUGGAGUCCUACAAGGAGGAAUGUGCCCACCGCGAACUACUAACCUCUCAAAUGGCUUUCCUACAGAACCACAGCUGUGUCACUGAUUACAGCCUGAGAGAGUUCACACAGAAAGUGGUUGAUGCAAUUGAGGCAGGUGUGGAUCCCAGAAACACGUCAAAUUUCAGCAGCAGAUGGGAUCUCUCCAACGCUUUCUUCUUCUGUGGGACCAUCAUCACCACCAUCGGAUUUGGAAACAUCUCUCCUAAGACCAAAGGUGGUCAGUUGUUCUGUAUAUUUUAUGCUCUGGUGGGGAUCCCCAUGUUUGGCAUACUGUUAGCAGGGGUCGGGGACCACCUGGGGACGCUGCUGCGAAGAGCAGUGGCAAAGAUAGAGACUCUGUUCCUGCGCAAGGGUGUGAAGCCCACCAGUGUUCGUAUAAUCUCUGCUGUCUUCUCCAUCCUGAUUGGCUGCUUAAUCUUCAUUGCUCUGCCGACCAUGGUGUUUCAGGAAGUAGAGAGCUGGAGUCUAUUGGAAGCAGGAUACUUUGUAGUGAUCACCCUGACAACGGUGGGCUUCGGGGACUAUGUGGCAGAGAACAGGAGAGAUGGCAUGCCCCUGUACAAGCCGUUGGUGUGGUUGUGGAUAGUGUUUGGUCUGGCGUACUUUGCGUCCAUCCUUACUAUGAUUGGGAACUGGCUCAGAGUGCUAUCCAAGAAGACACGUGCAGAGAUGGAGGAGCUGAGAGCUCAUGCCACAGACUGGACCCAAAACAUCCAGAACAUGUCCAUGGACUUCCGUAUUCCUGUACCGUUGGAUCUCAACGACCCUUUUCAGCUUCAACGCCGACGCAGAAAAAAGCGCCACCGCCAUCACCGCCACCCAAGGCUGAGCACGGCUGGUCUGGCUCAUGGCAUCUCCCUAGAUGCCAUUGCAAUUCGAGAGAAUGGACAUCUGCUUGUCGGCUGGCCUGAAUCCAAGUAUAAUCCAGCAUCUGAUAUCCGGUCUGAAGCGAUGUCCCAGUCCAGGUCAUGGUCCAGAUUAGACGGGAGGUAUGAGAGGAGACAACGAUCAAGGUUAACAGCAGGAUCUGCGUCUAGAUCCAUCUCACGGUUAGAUCUGAAACCACCGUCAAGACCUGCGUCCAGAGGCAUCUGCAGGUCUCCUUCAGGAUCAAGAUCAGGAUCAGUCUCCGGAUCCGAGACACCUUCGAAAUCCUGGUCGGACUCCGAGUCAAAUUCACAUAACUCAGAGGAGAUGGAAUCUGGAGCCGGGUCACACAGGUCACUGGGAGGUGGGAAGGAUGUUCCCGUCGUCAUAGUUGCCAGCUGUACUUCGCCCCGCCCCUCCCUGCUGGACUUCUUUGGUGAGAACCUGGCGUACAUUGAUGAGUCAUCAGACACUCUUAGCGAUCGAGUCAAACCAGCAGGAUCGAACCGUCCUCACAAGCCAAAGAGGAGGAGUAUGAGGAGGCAGAUCUCGCACUUGCAUCCUACUGGGCUACAGAGGGAGAUCAGUAGUGAACUACAACCCAGAUCACACCCUCCAACACCUCCACCUAAUAACUGAUAGAAAUCAGCAUGCGACCAAGGAUUUUUAGUAUUCCGAAGCUAAUUCACAAUAGGGCUAGGCGAUAAAUUGCAUGAUAUAACCUAAUAUUUAAUUUUGCUGACGAUAUAAAAUUAUGCAAUGUUGUGAAUAUCACCAUGAUUUUAAUGUGCUUUUUAUUUGUCCAUUAAGUUUCAUAAAGAGCAUAUCAUUAGACUAAUUUCACAAUCCUUCAGGGCUGCACAAUUAAUCAAAAUAAUGCCAAAAUGGCGAUAUGGUCAUAUGUGAUUAUUAAACUGCAAAAGACUGUGAUCAAAGAUGGAUAAACAUGGUCUGUGUGUGCUUCAGAAUAAACGUGUUACGUGCUGUUCUGUGCACGUGCGGGUUCAUGGGCUCGUGUUUUUAGCGCUUUUAGAGCAGUUCACUUGCAUCGUGAAAGAGCAUUUGCACAAUUUCAAACAUUAGUUACCGCUACAAGUUAUAAUACAAAUCUACAAACAUGACACAUUAAAACAGAUAAGGAGUAGAUGACAUUGUUUCACCAGAUGCGGAACAUUGUAAACUACACACUGCACUUUCAGUGUCAAAAUAAAAGCUCCAGCUGAAGGUGAAGUUAAUAGGAUAGAAAUAUAUUACUUUUAUAUAAAAACAAAUCUGAUCCUCAAAAUAAUAAUGAUAAUGUAGUAUUAUAUUUCAAUAAUGAAGUGAAUAAGUGAAGUAGCUUUUGCACACCUUGUUCAUGAACAAAAAAUUGUUUUAAUAAAAAUAUUUGAAGGUUAAUAAUGCUUUUUAUUAAGUUACUAUGUAUAAUUGUAUAUAAAAUAUAAAUAAAAAAAGCUUAAAUCUCAAAGUUAAAUCUCAUUCUCCCUUGUGUUAAUUUAGUGAAAAACUGUGGGAAACAUGCCUUCAUUAUUUUUAAAUAGAUUUUAUUCAAUGCCUUAAAAACAUUUAAUCUACUUUUGGCGACAUAUACAUUAUACGGUAUAUCAGAAUAGUCAAUACUGAGAUAAGAUAUUUGUAGCCAUUUCGCCCAGCCCUAUUUCACAAUACUACAUAACAGUUUUAAGAUGCCAAAUAAAGAUUAAAAGCAGACCAUCACAGACAUGCAUGUAAAUAUAAAUGAAAAUUAUUUGUGUGAUGUCAAGGCCUUUAAACAAAAACAAAGCAUGCAUCCAUGAAAAACAUAUAGAGAGCUUAUAAGACCUUACACCAUUUGUUGAUUUAUUUUAAGAUUUGUUGGGUCAAUGCGCUCAUCUGUUCAUAUUUAACAAUAAAAUUCACCGUAUAUUGUACAAAGUAAAACCCAUUAAAAAGCAGUAUUCUGUAUUCUGUUACAGUUUUAUGGUGUGAUAAAUAGCUCCAAAUGAUUCAGUCCAUGCAGAUUCAGAGAGAAUCAUGAACCAAUUCACACAGUUCUGCCACCGGUUUGAGCAAUUCAUUGAGAAGAACCAACUCAAAAGAAUGAUUCAUUCACGCAUAGGGCAUCGCUAGUUCUGAUUCUAAACAGGCGGCAGGCAGCUGUGGUAACUAAUAUUUUUAAACUAGUUCCAGGGUAAUAUAACACAAAGCAUAAUGUUAUACAUUUACAAUAAAUAAUUUAAUAAUUGCAAUUUUUGUUUUAAUUAGAUUUACGCUGCUAAAUAAGGCGAAAACGCGUCAUCACAGUCUGUGAAAAGGGUCCAUUCUCCUAAUGUGUAUAACUUUAUGAAUGAUACAUAAUUUCCAGUUUAAAUUUUGUGAGAUUUACUGUAAGCAAAUGGGAGGCAUUUUUGUAUUUCAGAUACAUCUGUUUAUUAAAAUUCCAUGUCAUUUGUGUGCCAGAUAUGUUAUAAUUUCACUGCUAAAGAAUACAAAAACAUAUUUUGGGCAUUUAGUGAUAUUUCUGUUUAUGUGACUUUCCUUUGCAAUUGCUCAAGUCAUUUUUAUGUAUUUUCAUAGCACUUUUCACAAAACACAUUUUCAAAGCAGCUUUACAAAAAAUAAUGCUGUAAAAGAAAUUGAUGCUGUAAUGUCUUAAAGUCCUCAUUGAGAAGUUUGAAUGAAAAAUGUGAUUGAAAAUUAUACUUAAAAAUUAUUUGUCUUUAGGCACCCAGUGAGCAAGCCAAAGGCAACUUUGGCAAGGAACACAAAACUCGUUAGUUAAUGGAGAAUAAAAAAACCUUGAGAGAAACCAGGCUCAGCUGGGGGAGCCAAUUCCCUUCUGGCUAUACAGCAUAAAUAUAAUGCCAAUAUUAGUUAUCUAUGAGUAAUAAAAGUAAUGUAUUACUUGAGUAAACCGAGGAGAUGUUAGUGGGCAAUGUUUAAAACUAAAGGAUAUUGAUUGAACUUUAAGAUGAAUGAUUAUGUGUCUUUGAAGUCCAUCCCGAUUUGACUGUGGAAGCGCAUGUACUCUAGAUGCAAAUGAUGCAAGCAGAGGUCAUUGAAAUGUGUUGUUGUAUGGUUGUAGUUGGCAGUAGUUCAUCCUCUGUGAAGUCCAUUGUAAUAGACUGAAGUGAUGCAGACAGUGAUCAUCGAAGCACCCCUCGCUGUCUGGUUGGCACAGACUGCAGUUAGUAGUCAUCGCUCAGCGACACAAAGCAGUGGGAGUGGGACUUUGGGCUGGAACGGUGCUGGAUCUGGCAGGCUCUGGAUUGAGAUGGAAACAAAAAAAAUUAUAUUAGCAUAGAUGCCAUUCACUUUAAAGCAGAGUUAGAGAAUAUGAGGUGUUUUCGGUUCUGGUAGACCUGUAUAAUGCAGCAUAACUACUGGUUGAGGGAUAAAUUAGAUGUAUGUCUGGCUAAAGUGUUGAGUCUUUAGUCUAGAAUUAAACUGAGAGAGAGUGUCUGAGUCCUGAACAAUGAUAGGGCCUAAAUUCUGACUGAAAUUCCUCACAGAUGCCAUUUCUCUGGAUUUGUUUUUUUUUUUUUUUUUUUUUUUUUACAUAGUUGGGAGGACACUAUUUUUUUCUAGUAUUUAAGACAUCAAUGGGAGAUUUAUUUGCCAACUCUCCAGGAUCAAGCUGUGGUUUCUUGAUUAGCGGUUUGAUAACUGCCAGCUUGAAAGUUCUGGGUACUAAAUAUAGUUAGAUACACUAUCUUUCCAUGCACAGACAAUCAGCUCUAAUUUUGUAAUUUUUCACUUGCGUUCCAUUUUCUGAGCUGCUCUCUUGAGGGCAUGAGUAUGAUUAUUGUAUCAUGGUGUGGGGCUAAGCCCAAAAUGCAAGAGAUGAGGAAAUGAUCUGAGAUGUCAUCAGUCUGAGGCAGAAUUGCUGUAUUAUCAACAUUAACUCCAUAAGACCAAAAUAAAUCUA
Molecule: messenger RNA, 5229 nt
Organism: Myxocyprinus asiaticus (Chinese sucker)
Lineage: Eukaryota; Metazoa; Chordata; Actinopteri; Cypriniformes; Catostomidae
Product: potassium channel subfamily K member 4-like
Exons: 9
Coding region: 336-1961 (541 amino acids)
Biological process (GO): potassium ion transmembrane transport; stabilization of membrane potential
Cellular component (GO): membrane
Molecular function (GO): potassium ion leak channel activity
Source: RefSeq, a predicted model, not a curated record